Planococcus citri (citrus mealybug) is the source of this 2195-nucleotide messenger RNA. RefSeq names its product dynein axonemal heavy chain 7-like. The coding region runs from base 495 to 1790 and encodes 431 amino acids. Gene Ontology annotation, molecular function: dynein light intermediate chain binding; minus-end-directed microtubule motor activity; dynein intermediate chain binding. The record is from RefSeq and is a predicted model, not a curated record. Gene Ontology annotation, cellular component: dynein complex. Gene Ontology annotation, biological process: microtubule-based movement. Lineage: Eukaryota; Metazoa; Arthropoda; Insecta; Hemiptera; Pseudococcidae. The transcript is spliced from 9 exons.
GGCUUAUUAAAUUGUGAGUUUACAGAGCUGCUAACGAAGCUGAGAUUAAGAUCUUAUCAGUCCUGUCGACUGAUCAAGAUAUUCUGGAAGGUGAUGACGAGCUAAACGUGGUCACCAUGAGCUCGAUGGUCAUAGAUGAGAAUUCGAAAAAAGUAUCCGAAAUUGAGUCUCGUAUCGAGACCAUUCAAAGCACUCAGAGUGAAUAUUCCUCCAACACCAAAUAUUUCUCGAAUCUGUUUCAAAUUUCAAGUAAGCUCUUUUAUGCAGGAGUAUUUUUUUAAUGACGAGGAAUUCCAAAUUAUUUGUGGGUGUUUUCAGCGAGUUUGCGAAAUUUAUGCGAUAUUUAUCAGUUUUCUUUGGAUUGGUUCGGUAAUUUGAUCGGUUCAACGGUGGAAAGGAUUGAAAAAACGGGUAAACCUGAACAAAGAUGCGAGACUAUUACGGAAUUGGUGUUGAAAAAUUAUUUCUCUAUCAGUAUUUUCGCUCUUGAAGAGAUGGAUAAGUUAAUUUUUGCAUUUUUAAUCGCUGUUAAUUCCAUGCUUAUGAAAGGUACUUUGGAUGAAAUCCAACUGCAGAUGUUUUACGAGAUUUUAAAAAGUUCAAAGCCUGACGAAUGCAUCAAAAAUAUGGAUUUUUUGAAGACUAUUCCAGAGGACGUUGAACAAAACAAGUGUCAGUGGGUUGAAACAAUUGGGAAAAAAGGGUUUCCUGAUUCUUGGGUCCAGCUGAACAGUUUCCAAAAAGUAUUACUCGCUCAGAGUCUAUGCCCUGAGAAUGGUGUUCAAAUUAUACUCAGAUUUGUGGAAGAUGAAUUGGGUAAAGAGUAUUGUGACUUUGGCUCAUUCGAUUUAAGUACUGUGUUCAAAGAUUCAAACUGUGAUAUUCCCAUUGCCAUUGUGUUAUUUGACGAUUCGGAACCGUUGAAAUGUAUUUUCAAUUUUGCCCUUCACAUGGGCAUUAGUCCGGAAAAAUGUCUUGUUGUGACUUUAACCAAGGCUGUAAGUUCCAUCCAGACACAUCUAGAGCAAUCAAUGUCUUCAGGAAAUUGGCUAAUAAUCAGGAAUUUGCAAAAUUGCCAGAAUCUGUUACACGAAGUUGGAAAAAUUUGCGAAGAUCUAGCUUCGAGUUCACCUCAUCCAGAUUUCAGGUUUUGGAUUAUUCUCGAGCAUGAUUCAUUUUGCCCCUCGAAGAUUCUCAAAAAAAGCCAGCUAAUUGCCUACGGUGCUUCUAAAUACGUUAAUGUUGAAUCAUUCAAGAAGGAACUCUUGAUACGUUUGAAAAUCCUCGACAACGAAGAUACAGUUUUAAAUACAGACCUGAUUCCAAAUUUAAUUACUUUUCACGAAACGCUUCGAGAAAAACCCAUUGUUUCGCCCUGGACUUCAUUCCACGAGUUUACUGAUACUGAUCUACUGAUCGCUGGUCGAGAAAUGAGUGUCUUUAUCAACAAGCACGAGAAUGUUCCAGCCUUUGGCUUGGUGGCAUUUAUGCUGGAGUGUUGUUACGGGAAUCAAAUCGAUGAUCGAGGUGAUUCUGAAUAUGUCGUUGGCUUGAUGAAAAGCUUCUACAAUGAUGAAGUUAUUACAGCGGUGAAAACUGGAAAAUUUGUGGAAUCUGGGCUAAUUCAUUCGAAGAAUGCAUUACUUCACAAUACUUCGAAGCUGUACAAUUUCAUUGAAGAAAUGCUCACCUUGAAACGCAAAUCAGAUGGCAGGAAACUUGUUUUUAAAUUACUAAAAGUUCAGAUGAAUAUGAGAGGAUUCACUCUAGAACAGACACCAUUUACAUAGCGAUUCUGAAUUCUUGGAACUCAUUUGUAUUUGAGAAAACAAUUUUGUUGAAGAGUUUUAUUGUAUUGAAAAAAUUCAUAAAUUUGUCGCAUGUAGUUUGUAUUAUUAUUCGAUUUUAUUGUAUCUGCCAUGAGUUUAGAUAUCAUUGUAUGCAACUGUGGUUAUUUUUGAAAAUCAGGCUGCUUCUGUUUCAAUUGCAAUCAUGGCCCCAAUUUUCUAAAAUGUGUUAGGGUUCAUCUGGAUCAAAACACAUUUCCUUUAAUUUUUCAAAAAUCAAGUGUGGAAAUCCAAUAUCAAUGGGAACAAACCUUGGGAAAUAGUUCCUAAAUUGAAGGAAAGGAUAGAAAAAUGCGAUCGUCAAUAAGCGAUUUGUUUCAAUUUUAUAUAUAUAGGUAUUAGUAUCCA